Limanda limanda (common dab) is the source of this 1233-nucleotide messenger RNA. It is a transcript of the gene tbx19, whose product is annotated as T-box transcription factor 19. Gene Ontology annotation, biological process: mesoderm formation; regulation of transcription by RNA polymerase II; heart morphogenesis. Gene Ontology annotation, cellular component: nucleus. Lineage: Eukaryota; Metazoa; Chordata; Actinopteri; Pleuronectiformes; Pleuronectidae. The record is from RefSeq and is a predicted model, not a curated record. The transcript is spliced from 8 exons. Gene Ontology annotation, molecular function: DNA-binding transcription factor activity, RNA polymerase II-specific; RNA polymerase II cis-regulatory region sequence-specific DNA binding. The coding region runs from base 1 to 1233 and encodes 410 amino acids.
AUGAAGGUGGAGAGUUUACAGAAGGACAGCGAGUCUGUCCCUGUGUCCUCAGGCCGGCCCUGCGGUGGGGGGGGCAGCCCGGACUCGUCCUGCAUGUCCCGGCUGCUGAGCGCCGUGGAGAGCGAGCUGCAGGCCGGGCGGGAGAAGGGCGACCCGACGGAGCGCCAGCUGAAGGUGGCGCUAGAGGACGGCGAGCUGUGGACGAAGUUCCAGCAAAUCACCAACGAGAUGAUCGUCACCAAGAGUGGGCGGCGCAUGUUUCCCGUCCUGAAAGUGGGCGUGUCCGGCCUUGACCCCGCCUCCAUGUACUCCUUCCUGCUGGACUUCGUCCCGGCCGACGACUGCCGCUGGAAGUUCGUGAACGGGGAGUGGGUGGCGGCCGGCAGGGCGGAGGGGCGGGGCGAGGGGCGGGGCCAGGGCGGCAUCUACAUCCACCCCGACUCUCCGAACUUCGGAGCUCAUUGGAUGAAGGCGGCCGUGACCUUCAACAAGGUCAAGCUCACCAACAAGGUCAACGGAGGAGGUCAGAUCAUGUUGAACUCGCUCCAUAAGUACGAGCCUCAGCUCCACAUCGUGUGCGUUGGUUCUCUCCAUCGUCUGGUUUCUAACGUUUCCUUCAAAGAGACGCAGUUCAUCGCUGUCACCGCCUACCAGAACGAGGAGAUCACUGCUCUGAAGAUCAAACACAACCCGUUUGCUAAAGCCUUCCUGGACGCCAAAGAGCGGAACCCGGGUGGGCGGAGUUUACCAGACUCGUCAGAGAGUCGAGUUUCUGGGAUUCAAUCCUGCUGGUCGCUGUGUUCAGCUGGAGGAGGCGGGGCUUUCCCUUACGGCAGUAGCCUCCCACUGACAUCACAUCAUCACCAUGGUUACAAACACCACGGUUACCCGGGGCGACACUCCCCUUACCCCCCCGCCUACCUGCCGCACCGCUCCCACUCCGCAGUGACUUCCUGUCUGACUGCAGGUGUCCCGGGGAUGGACGCAGGCAGCAGCGCCCCCUGCAGGCUGACCUCUUCCUCCUCUCUCACCCUGACCAGCUCCUCUUCAUCAUCUCAGCCUCCUCAUCAGAACUCCAGUCAGUAUCCGUGUCCCUGGACGGUUGGAUGCAGCGAGCUAGGCCCCUCCCACCAUCCAUGCAACGCUCUCCACGGACCAAUCAGCAGCGAGAGUCUCAUGCAGCAUCGAGUGGGCGGUGCUGGCUGGCCGGCUGGCCCCACCCAUUCCUUCUGA